CUGUCCCCUCGUGCUGCUCCCUGCGUCUACCUUGGCUUCCCCCCUGACGCGCCAGGGUGGCAGUUCUACCACCCCACCUCUCGCCGUGUUCUGUCCUCCCAGGACGUCACGUUUGACGAGUCGGUCCCCUACUACCGUCUCUUCCCCUACCGCACUCCGUCCCUCCCCCCGCCUCCGCUCUUCCUUGUGCCAGUCGAGCCUGUGGAGGUCGCUGGUGACUCUGGUGCUGCUGGGGGUGCUGAGCCUGGGGGUGCUGAGCCUGAGGGUGCUACGACUGGGGGUGCUGAGCCUGGGGGUGCUGAGUCUGGGGGUGCUGAGCCUGGGGGUGCUACGACUGGGGGUGCUGAGCCUGGGGGUGCUAUGCGUGGAGGUGCUGAGCCUGGGGGUGCGGAGCCUGAGGGAGCUGGGCCUGCUCGUGUGGCGUCUGGCGGUGCUGGGCCUGGAGGUUCUCUGGGUGCUCCGUCUCGACGGGAGCCACUCUUUCCACAGGAGGUGCGUGAGUGGUUUGCUCGGCGCUGGAGGCGUGCUGCUGGAGCUGGAGGUUCUUCGACUGCUGAGGGUGCUGGAGCCACGGGUCCCGGAGGUGCUCGUACUGGGAGUACUGGAGCUGCUGGGCCUGCGGGUACUACUGGAGCUGGAGCUGCUGAGGGUGUUGGCGCUGAGGGUACUGCUGGCGGUACUGGAGGCGGUCCUGCUGGGGGUGCUACUGGUGCUGCUGGAGGUCCUGGAGCUACUGGAGCUGCUGGGGGUACUGGAGCUGGAGGUGCUGCUGGCGCUGGUGCUACCACUGGGGGUACUGGUGCUGUCUCUGCUGUGUCUGGAGUCGCUGCGCGGCCUCGGCCGUACUUCGUUCCGCUCCUUCAGCAGGUUCUUGGUCUCCCGCCUUCUACUGGUCCUCCUCCUCCCUUAGAGUGUCCACAGCCUGUCCCGUCACAGUUACAGUUACAGCCGGCCUCCCCACUGCCCGCUCCUUCUCCCUACACUGGUCCUACUGGAGGUCUUGCUGAGCGUCGUGAGCCUGCGUCUCGCCCUGCGUCGCCUGUCCGUUCUGCUCGCACUAGUGGUCGUGGUUCGCGUCAGCGUCCUCCUCCUAUCCCUGGCACGCACCGGAUGUCUCUGCGUCCGUCCACUGCUCCUCUGCGUGCCCCUUUGCCUUCUCCUCCUGAGUCCUCUCUUCCUGCUCUUCCCGACCCGGAGUCGGACUCUCUUCGUGCUGCCAGUCCUACUGUCACGCGUCUCCUUGCUACUGUCGUCACUGACCCUUCCUUUGAGUCCACUGCUGCGUCUGCCCUUGUUGCUGAGCUCGUCGACUUUGCUGCUCGCUGUCGUCUAGACUACGCUGCUAGUCUUGUCGUUGAGUCUGAGUCUGUCUGUCCUCCGUCCGUCGGGGGUGAGUGUGCCCUUGGCACGGACGUCCUUGAGGACAGGCAGGAGGAGUUCCAGUGUUUGGCUGCUGCUUCACCUCAUCUUGUGUCCGUACUGCUUACCCCUGAGGGAGACCCGGAUGCACUUGACAUCCCGACCCCGCGCUCUUACGCGGAGGCGAUAGAGGGUCCCUACUCCUCUCAGUGGCAGGCAGCCAUGGACGCAGAGAUGGCUUCCUGGAAGUCCACAGGCACCUACGUCGACGAGGUUCCCCCGCCUGGGGCGAACAUCGUCAGUGGCAUGUGGAUUUUCAGGGUGAAGCGGCCGCCGGGUUCUCCGCCUGUCUUCAAGGCGCGUUACGUGGCUCGUGGCUUCAGUCAGCGGCAGGGAGUUGACUACUUUCAGACCUUCUCUCCCACCCCGAAGAUGACCACUCUUCGGGUACUGCUGCACAUAGCUGCUCACCGUGACUACGAGCUACACUCUCUUGACUUCAGCACUGCUUUCUUGCAGGGCAGCCUGCACGAGGAGAUCUGGCUGCGCCGCCCACUUGGCUUCACUGGGACUUUUCCUCCUGGCACCCAGUGGAGCCUCCGGCGGCCAGUCUACGGUCUCCGCCAGGCACCGCGUGAGUGGCACGACACACUGAGGACUACGCUUGCGGCUCUUGGGUUUGCUCCCUCUACUGCCGACCCGUCGCUGUUUCUGCGCACCGACACUUCUUUGCCGCCGUUCUACAUCCUCGUGUACGUCGACAACUUGGUCUUUGCCACAGCUGACACUGCUGGACUCGCCCACGUGAAGUCCGAGCUGCAGAAGAGACACACGUGCACAGACCUGGGUGAACUGCGCAGCUACCUUGGCUUGCAGAUCACCCGGGACAGAGCACGCCGCACCAUUACCCUGACUCAGUCACACAUGGUGCAGCAGGUCCUUCAGCGCUUCGGCUUCACGUACUCCUCGCCUCAGGCCACUCCUCUGCCUACUCGCCACUCGCUCUCAGCUCUGCCUUCGGAUGAGUCCGUAGAGUCGAGUGGCCCGUACCCAGAGCUUGUUGGCUGCCUCAUGUACCUGAUGACCUGCACUCGACCUGACCUUGCAUACCCUCUUAGCAUUCUCGCACGCUAUGUUGCUCCUGGGAGACACAGACCGGAGCACAUGGCUGCAGCGAAGAGGGUGUUGCGCUACUUGUGCAGUACGUCGGGCAUGGGGCUUGUGCUUGGAGGGCAGAGUCCAGUGGUCCUCACUGGGCACGCAGACGCUUCUUGGGCUGACGACCAGGCUACGCAGCGGUCGUCACAGGGUUACACCUUCAGCCUUGGUUCCGGGUCUGUCUCGUGGCGGGCUACCCGCUCGUCUUCUGUUCUCGGCUCCAGUUGUGAGGCUGAGAUCUACGCAGGGGCCAUGGCUGCACAGGAGCUUCGCUGGCUCACCUACCUGCUGACUGACCUCGGAGAGCCGCCUCGUUCUCCUCCAGUGCUGUACGUAGACAACAAGGCCAUGCUGGCCUUGUGUCGGGAGCAGAGACUGGAGCACAGAACGAAGCACAUUGCUCUUCGCUACUUCCUUGCUCGUGAGCUACAGCAGCGUGGUCAGCUACGCCUUGCGUACGUGGCCUCUCAGGCCAACACUGCUGAUAUCUUCACCAAGGCACUUGCGCCUUGUGAUCAUCAGCGCUUCUGUACUCAGCUGGGUCUUGUGCCUACCUUGCCUCACUUGCUCACCCCUUGA
Molecule: messenger RNA, 3096 nt
Organism: Closterium sp. Naga37s-1
Lineage: Eukaryota; Viridiplantae; Streptophyta; Zygnematophyceae; Desmidiales; Closteriaceae
Source: the annotation of a GenBank genome assembly